CAUAAUCAAGCUCUGUGACUUCGGGUUUGCUCGAACGCUGGCACCUACUGGUGAGCCCUUCACUGAUUAUGUGGCCACCAGGUGGUAUCGAGCCCCUGAGCUGCUGGUGGGAGACAAAAACUACAACAAACCUGUGGAUGUUUGGGCUGUUGGCUGUUUGAUAAUAGAGAUGGCCACCAGCAAAGCUUUUCUGACAGGUUCAUCUGACCUAGACCAGGUACACAAGAUUGUCUGCAAAGUGGGUCCUUUAACCCGUCAUCAACAGGACCUGUAUUUCAAGAACCCAAUAUUUGCCAUGGCCAGGCUUCCUAACGUUCAGCUUCCCAAAGAUCACAGAAAGAAAUUCUAUCAACUCCCGAUCAUAUUAGCUGAUUUGGUGGAUGCAUGUUUUCAGAUUGAUCCGGCUGAAAGGGCCACCUGUGCCAAACUGCUCAAUCAUCGAUACUUCACUAAAGACCAGUUCAGUGAAAGAUGUAUUCCUGAGAUACAGGCAUCAGUUAUGAGAGAUGCCAAAUAUUACAACACUCAGUGGUCUCACAAUGGCGCUGUGGAGCAAGCAGAGGAACCGUCUGUUUGCUCAUCGUCCACCGGCAAGAGACGAGUCAGAGAUAUAGAAAAAGACAGACGAGGGAAAGAGGACAUGACUGAGCCAAACUACUCCAGAGCCAGCUGGAGGCAUGGGAGGGUAAUGGUGGACAGUCCGGUUAUUCACACCACAGCUUCUUCUCCUGAGAUGAUGGCUGAAAAAAUCAUCUUUACCAUGCCACGAAUCAGCCAGUGUAAUAACUUGUUAGGAGCAGUCUCAUCCACCAUGGAGAUCAACAAAACCCGGGCAAACAAGGUGAAACGAAGACCAAGUCCCUCAGAUAUUGCACUGGUGAACAGUCAGCAGGCUGAGGGGAGAGUUCAGCUGCAAUGUGAUGGACAAGGACUACAGGUGGAAAUGGCGAGCAUGACCAAGAAAAAGGUGCGGACCGUCGGUGAUGUGCGUUUCCCUGGCCUUCCCAUAGUUGGCCACCAGAUGGAGCUCAAACACACAGACGUAAAACCAGCAAAGCACUCAAGAAGAGAGCAGAGGAAAUGUGAUGACUCCAGAAUACCAACAUUAUUUCAAUUUGACACUGACUUGGGAAAUAAAUAGGUGAUUUUCAGACAGAAAAGGAGAAAUUUCAUUUAAUCUGAGGAAUUCUUCAUGAAAUUAAAUACCCUUAAAAUAUCAGUUGGAGUAUGUGCGUGUGUGUAUG
Clupea harengus (Atlantic herring) is the source of this 1244-nucleotide messenger RNA. Its product is annotated as cyclin-dependent kinase-like 3. Lineage: Eukaryota; Metazoa; Chordata; Actinopteri; Clupeiformes; Clupeidae. The record is from RefSeq and is a predicted model, not a curated record. Gene Ontology annotation, biological process: protein phosphorylation. Gene Ontology annotation, molecular function: protein kinase activity; ATP binding.